AUGAAGGUGUCGCUCCUGUGUCUUUGCGUCCUCGUGCAUGUGUGCCUGGUCCACGCCGGACUGUUCGCCAACGACGAGCUGCAACAAACCGCAUCCAGCACUAAGACCAAGACCUCCCAGAGCACAGAUAAAGACAGAGUCGCCAUAGGUCUGCUGCUGUCCCUCCUGGUUGAUGCCUCAUUGCCAAGGUCUUCGAACCACGUCAGACAGAGGCCGCUGUUCGCGAGGAGGGGGCAGUAUGAACGGCAGAGUGUGCCGAAACGCAAAGCGGGUCACAAUUCUCAACAUGGCCGUCCUCCUCCAUCCAAAGGGGUAUCCAGACCUGUGAAGCCCAUCAUGUGCUCUCAGGUUGGACAAAGCUGCCUACCCCAGUCUGGCUGCUGUAUGAGACACACCAUUUGCCACUGCCGCUUCUUCAACACCAUCUGCUUCUGCCGGAGAAAACAGUCGGUGAAGAAAACCUAA
Pleuronectes platessa (European plaice) is the source of this 465-nucleotide messenger RNA. Its product is annotated as agouti-signaling protein-like. Gene Ontology annotation, cellular component: extracellular region. Gene Ontology annotation, molecular function: type 1 melanocortin receptor binding; neuropeptide hormone activity. The coding region runs from base 1 to 465 and encodes 154 amino acids. NCBI's taxonomy places the organism in Eukaryota, Metazoa, Chordata, Actinopteri, Pleuronectiformes, Pleuronectidae. The transcript has 4 exons. The record is from RefSeq and is a predicted model, not a curated record. Gene Ontology annotation, biological process: hormone-mediated signaling pathway; neuropeptide signaling pathway; adult feeding behavior.